UUCUAAAUGAUUUUUCCCAUGGCCAAAAAUGCACUAAGUCAUCUUCGAGUUCGAAGCAUUCAGCAAACGAUGGCAAGGCAAACCCACCAGAAAUAUGCACCUGAUUUCCAUGACAAUAUGGUAAUGCUUGUGGAGCUACUUACUGUCUAUGUUGCUGUAUGGACACAUACAGCAACACAAACUGGCACAGAAUGGAACCUGUCCCCUGUAGGCAGAGUCACCCCAAAGGAAUGGAGAGAUCAGUAG
Messenger RNA from Loxodonta africana (African savanna elephant), 246 nucleotides. Its product is annotated as cytochrome c oxidase subunit 7B, mitochondrial-like. Gene Ontology annotation, cellular component: mitochondrion; respiratory chain complex IV. The record is from RefSeq and is a predicted model, not a curated record. The transcript has a single exon. Gene Ontology annotation, biological process: mitochondrial electron transport, cytochrome c to oxygen. The coding region runs from base 7 to 246 and encodes 79 amino acids. NCBI's taxonomy places the organism in Eukaryota, Metazoa, Chordata, Mammalia, Proboscidea, Elephantidae.